Molecule: messenger RNA, 1923 nt
Organism: Eurytemora carolleeae
Lineage: Eukaryota; Metazoa; Arthropoda; Copepoda; Calanoida; Temoridae
Gene: nst
Product: phosphoacetylglucosamine mutase
Exons: 13
Coding region: 5-1582 (525 amino acids)
Biological process (GO): carbohydrate metabolic process; UDP-N-acetylglucosamine biosynthetic process
Molecular function (GO): magnesium ion binding; phosphoacetylglucosamine mutase activity
Source: RefSeq, a predicted model, not a curated record
GAAAAUGUCCCGCUGGGCCAAAGUUCUUGAAGUCGCACUUGCCUCCCAUCCUAGGACUAUUGAUACAAAGAUUAGCUAUGGUACAGCUGGGUUCAGGACUAAGGCGGAGCUUCUGGAUCAUGUGAUGUACAGGAUGGGUGCCAUGGCAGUCCUCAGGUCCUGGGCUAAGUCUGGACAGGUUAUCGGAGUGAUGAUCACCGCUUCUCACAACCCGGAAUGUGAUAACGGCGUGAAGUUGGUUGACCCUGUGGGGGAGAUGCUUGAGUUCUCCUGGGAGUCCUUGGCAACCAACCUCGCCAACUCCACCGACCGGGAGAUUCCUGACGUCCUAGACUCCAUCAUUAGUGGUUGUGGUAUUACUGAAGGCGCAGGACGUGUAUUUGUGGGAAGAGAUACACGAAAGACUAGUCCCGCCCUCUCCAACGCCGUUUUAGCCGGUAUAGCAGCGGCAGGAGGCGUGGCAACCGAUAUCGGAGUUGUGAGUACGCCCCAGCUCCACUACAUGGUAGUUGCCACCAAUACUGGAGGUGGAUAUGGAGAACCAACCCUGGAUGGAUACUACUCCAAACUAUCCUCAGCUUUUACCAGUUUCCUAGGAGGGAUAAAAGAGUUUGGGAACUAUUCUCCCAAGAUUAUGUUUGACGGAGCUAAUGGUGUCGGAGCUCUCGCUAUGCAGGAGUUCAUGACAAGGCUAAAGGGAAUAUUAGAGGUUACUGCAUUCAAUACAGGUUCUGGGGAGCUGAACUCAGGUUGCGGAGCAGACUUUGUCAAGGUUCAUCAAGAAGCUCCAGCAGGAUUGGAAGCAGUUGAGAAUACUAGAUGUGUGUCAGUGGAUGGAGAUGCAGACAGGGUUAUCUAUUUUUAUAGAAAACAAGGCGUAUUCCAUCUACUGGACGGAGACAGGAUUGCAACCCUAGUUGCUGGAUAUCUCAAACACCUGCUGGCGGAGUCAGGACUCUCGGAUAAAAUCAGAAUUGGUUGUGUACAGACUGCCUACGCUAACGGAAGCUCUACAGACUAUAUGACCAAGAGCUUGGGUGUCCCUGUCUCCUGUGUUCCUACCGGAGUCAAGUUCCUUCAUCACGCAGCACUGGAGUUUGAUAUCGGAGUAUAUUUCGAGGCCAACGGACAUGGAACCGUUGUAUUCAGCCAAGGAGCACAAAAACUGAUCAAGGAGACGCCGUCAGCUCAAAGUUUAGCCAUGUUAAUGAAUGUGAUAAACCAAACUGUUGGAGACGCAAUCUCCGAUUUGCUUCUUGUCGAGUGUGUUCUAGCCGCCAGAGGUUGGAGCGCGGAGGAUUGGUUUCACCAGUACUCAGAUCUUCCGAAUAAACUAAUGAAGGCCAGUGUAAAAGACCGGACCCUGAUAACAACAGGGGAUGCUGAGAGGCAGGUUCUGUCUCCAGCAGGACUUCAAGAACGGGUGAACAAGGCAGUAGCGGAGUUUAAAAGAGGCCGGUCAUUUGUGCGUCCUAGUGGAACGGAGGACGUUGUUCGUGUGUACGCUGAGGCUGAAACUAAAGAGGAGGCCGAUAAACUUGCAGAAACCGUCGUCAAAAUAGUUCAGGAGAUCCUCUCCUAACAAACUUAUGUCACGUAUACCAUAGAAUCCAAAUGAUAGUGCCUUUAUUCAAACAAAUUUUGAUCAGCUUUUAGUUUAACUUUCCAUAGUUUGAAGAGAAACUACAUUAUACAAAACACGCAGUAUUAAAUCAUGACACUUGUACACUUUAUAUUGAGAGGUAAUUUAAACAAUUUCAACCCCGGUGAUCCUUUUGUGAACAGAGAUAUCGUUGAAAAUACUCUGUAGUUAAAUUUUAUUUCAGUUAACAAUUCCUUGUGAUUAAACCUGUGAUUGAUUAAAUUUAAUAAUUAUUUAUAUUUUAGAAUUUGAUUACCCGAAAUUUGAUACAUUUAUAUUUU